AUGGCCCAUCUGAUCGAGGAGAGGGGCCAUUAUGCCCCAGAUGGAUCAUGGCAAUUAUCCAUUCUGGUCACCGAUAUGAAUAUUCAGCGAAACCUCUACGUGACAGGCGAGGAGCACAUCGGCGGCUUGAUGCUGAAGCUCGUCAACGAGAUUGGCAUGUCUUUAAAGCCUCUAAAAUUAAAUCAUCGACUUUUAUACGUUUUUCACCUGUUUCCGGUCCACAUCUCGCGCGAUUGGUCGGAUCACGCGCUGUGGUGGCCGGACAAGCGCCAAUGGCUCAGGCACACCAGGAGCACGCUCGAUCAGAAAGGCAUCACGGCCGAGACGCAGCUCGAGUUCACCCCCAUCCACAAGGAGGCCAAGGUGCAAUUGCCGGACAAGCAGCUGAUCGACGCGCGGCUCGACUUUUCGGUCAACGUCUUCCAAUGCACCCAAAAGCUGUGCCGCGAUAUUGGCAUACGGUACUCCGAGGAGCUCUCCCUCAAACGCUACAUCCCGCCGGACGUGAUGCGCCGCAACGCCACCUACGACGACGGGCCGGUGCCGAUCAGACCGGGCGAGGAAUCCGUCGGCCCGAUGACGAUCCGCAAGGCUGCGCCGAUUUUCGCGUCGCAGUCGAAUUUGGAUCGUCGCCGUCAUCAAUCGCCGGCCCUCUCCACCCAGGGCCACGUCUUCAACGCGUACGAGAUGGGCACGCUGCCCCGCCAUGGGAAUACGCUGCCCCGCGGUGUCAGCCCGGGCCCGGGAGCCUACAACGACACGAUGCGGCGCAACAUGAUGCCGUCCAUCUCGUUCUGCGAGGGGCUCGAAAACGAGAAUUUCGACCAGGCGCUCGUCCAUUCCCCACGCAUCGCUCCCACGAAGGACACUCCCGUCUUCCGCCCGCAAAACCUCGUCGAGAAGGCGGCGCUGAACCGCGGCUGGCUCGACAGCAGCAGGUCGCUGAUGGAGCAGGGCGUUUUCGAGGGUGAUAUCGUCAUCCUCCAGUUCCGCUUCAUGUCCUUCUUCGACCUGAAUCCGCGGUACGACCCGGUGCGCAUCAACCAGCUGUACGAGCAGGCCAAAUGGAGCAUCCUCUUCGACGAGCUGGACCACACCGAGGAGGAGGCCAACCUCUUUGCCGCCCUGCAGCUCCAAGCCACGCUGCAGCGCGAUUCGCCGGAACCGGAAGAUCGCGGCAAGGACGACGUGGAUAUCAUGCUCGACGAGCUGGAAAACAGCUUGGACGCGGCCGCCUUCUCAAAGCGCGCCGAUCUCACCGAGGUCCCAUCGCUCGCCGACUACCUCAAAUACAUGAAGCCGAAAAAGCUGGCGUUCAAGGGGUUCAAGCGGAGCUACUUUGUGUUCCGCGACCUCCGGCUGUCGUACUACAACAGCCCCGCCGAGCAGGCCGGCCCACCGCUGGGUGAUUUCGUCCUCAGAGGCUGCGAGGUCUCACCUGACGUGUCCGUCUCCCAGGGCAAAUACCAAAUCAAGCUGCUCGUCCCCACGGCCGAGGGGAUGACCGACGUCAUCCUCAAGUGCGAGACGGAGAACCAAUACGCACGUUGGAUGGCCGCCUGCCGCUGCGCUUCACGCGGUAAAACCAUGGCCGAUGCCUCCUAUAUGCAAGAAGUCGAAUCCAUCAAGCACCUCCUCAACAUGCACACCGGAACCCUCCCGCGCGGCGAAAACGGCGCGGCCGGCGGCAAAAAGGCGGCCCCAGUGAAAUUGCCCAACGAUUUCAACGUCGAUGAAUACCUCAGCCAGAGAUAUGUCAAGAGGCGCAGCAAGCAGCAGAUCCAACAAAAAGUGUCCGACACCCACUCGAGCAUCAAGCAACUCACGGCAACCGAGGCGAAACUUCAAUACAUUCGAGCGUGGCAGGCCCUGCCCGAACACGGAAUGCACUACUUUGUCGUCCGCUUCCGCAACUCCAACCGAAAAUCGGACCUUAUUGGCAUCGCCAACAACCGCAUCGUCAAGUUCAACCAGGAAAACGGGGACACGCUGAAGACGUGGCGGUACACGUCGAUGAAGAAGUGGCAUGUCAACUGGGAAAUUCGCCAUCUGAAGGUGCAAUUCAACGAGGAGGACAUCGAGUUCAAGCCGUUGUCGGCCGAUUGCAAGGUGGUGCACGAGUUCAUCGGCGGCUACAUCUUCGUGUCGAUGCGCAGCAAGGAGCAGAGCCAGACCCUCAACGAAGAGAUGUUCCAGCAGUUGACCGGCGGAUGGGGA
Molecule: messenger RNA, 2217 nt
Organism: Mesorhabditis spiculigera
Lineage: Eukaryota; Metazoa; Nematoda; Chromadorea; Rhabditida; Rhabditidae
Source: the annotation of a GenBank genome assembly